Molecule: messenger RNA, 860 nt
Organism: Amyelois transitella
Lineage: Eukaryota; Metazoa; Arthropoda; Insecta; Lepidoptera; Pyralidae
Exons: 2
Coding region: 16-792 (258 amino acids)
Source: RefSeq, a predicted model, not a curated record
UUCUGAUAAUCCUUCAUGCGGAUUCCCGGUUCUGAAGAUUGGAAACGCAUUGAACAUGGAUUUAGAACUAAAUGGAACUUUCCAGGUUGUGUCGGAGCGUUGGAUGGCAAACAUAUAAAUAUAUUCGCCCCUGAUGAUACUUCUGACUACUAUAACUACAAGGGCGCUCAUAGCAUCAUACUUCUGGCAUUAGUUGAUGAUGACUAUUGUUUUUCAUACGUAAAUGUUGGGACUAAUGGUAGAGCUUCUGAUGGAGGUGUUUAUCAAAAAUCUAAUUUAGCACAAGCUUUGGAAAAUAAUUCUCUCAAUUUUCCGGACCAAUCAGUUAUUGUGGCAGACGCUGCUUUUCCUCUAAAGUCAUACCUUAUGAAGCCCUAUCGAACAACUCCAACGCGUAAAGAAAAAAUAUUUAACUACCGUUUAUCGAGAGCCAGACGAAUCGUUGAAAAUGCGUUUGGUAUUUUAGUGACACGAUUUCGAGUUUUUAUGGAUGCCAUAGAUAUGGCCCCCAAAAAUGUCGAUAGAAUUACAUUAGCUGCCUGCUCUUUACACAAUUGGCUUCGGAAAACAUCUGAUAUGUACAUCACGCAAAGAUGCGUCGACUUUGAAGAUACACAACAACGUGUUGUGGUACCAGGAUCAUGGAGGGCACAACUACGGACUGCUUUGGAAGGCUUACCACCUACACGCUACGCUAACCACGCUUCUCGACAGGCAGGAGCGAUAAGAGACACCUAUGCGCAGCUCUUUGAAACUACAGAGGCGGUACCGUGGCAAGGUCAUAUGAUUUAAAUUAAUAACUACAUAGAAAAUGCUGUACUACUUAUUCUAUGAUAUUAAAUAAUUGUGUGUUACUAACA